CUGCAAGACUUGAUAGGGAGGUGAACAGCACUAGUAGCACUCAAAGCAGUAACUUAAAAUUUCAUUGUGGGUGGAAGCAUUACUCAUUUGCUUCCAACGUGUAUAAGCAAGUAAAAUCCAAUUCAAAAAAACUCAAACUAACUGAUUGUGGGAGCCAAAUUAUAUUUGUUAAAUAUAAUGCAACAUAUGAGGAGGUAAUAGAGAAGCUUACAGAUAAAUAUUACCCCUGUGGCAGAAGCAAGAAAGGGUCUUUACAUAAAAUGACACUGAGCUUGGGAUCUUUCACUGAAACAAUAAACAGAGAAAACUUUUCAGCGUUACAAUUCUACAACGAACGUAAAACUUCAGAAGCAAGGAUUUACCUGUUGUCUAAGGAAAAGAUACAUGACAUGCUUGCCAUAACCGAUUCCGAUUCUGAUGAAUUGGAAAGUUUAGGAUUUCCCGGAAACAUGUCCCCACCAGAGCCUGAAAUAAUACUAGGAGUUGGAAAGCCUAUGACAUCUCCAGCCAUGAAUGUUCCUUUUAGAUCAUCAACACUAGGAACACCGAACAUUGCAACUCCUCAGGCAAUUGUUUCUAGUAGAACACCUACACUAGGAACACCCACACUAGGAACACCCACACUAGGAACAUCAAUAGGAGCUUUUGGUGGAACACCAAUAGGUGCUACUGAUACAAACAAACCUAUUGUAUUUCAUGCUGAUACACCUACAGUUACAUUCUCAUAUGACAGACGCUGUCAGAUCUGUGUGGACCGGGAAAGGGAUGCCUACCUGUCACCUUGUGGUCACACAUUUUGUCUUGUCUGUGCAUUGCAAGUUGAAAAUAUGGGGCAAAACUGUCCAUCCUGUAGGGGGGAAAUUGACAAAGUGUGUUCCAUGUUUCUAUAAGUUGUUAUUCAUGUUGAUAGAUUGUACUUUUUUGUAAUAGGAGUG
Mytilus californianus (California mussel) is the source of this 935-nucleotide messenger RNA. RefSeq lists its product as uncharacterized. NCBI's taxonomy places the organism in Eukaryota, Metazoa, Mollusca, Bivalvia, Mytilida, Mytilidae. Bases 261 to 890 code for a protein of 209 amino acids. The transcript has 3 exons. The record is from RefSeq and is a predicted model, not a curated record.